Nicrophorus vespilloides is the source of this 964-nucleotide messenger RNA. RefSeq lists its product as uncharacterized. The transcript is spliced from 6 exons. The record is from RefSeq and is a predicted model, not a curated record. Bases 307 to 867 code for a protein of 186 amino acids. NCBI's taxonomy places the organism in Eukaryota, Metazoa, Arthropoda, Insecta, Coleoptera, Silphidae.
CAAAACCGAAGGUUACGGUUUUGCAAGCCUCCGCGUCGACGUCGUCGUUCCUCCUUGUUUUCUUCUUCUGUUUACAGAUGGCCCAACAAGAGGGAUUACAUCUCGGAGAAGUCGCUGACGGCCGUACGAAAUGUCAUCGAAUUCCUGAAGGAAGACGUGAUCCAGAGGGACAUCUUCAGAGCGACCCGUCACGACGCGGCCGCCCUGCAGAUCGCCAGGGAAUUGCACAGGGGUGGACCUGCCCUGUACAGGUUGUUGGAUGAAAGCAGCGUCAGGGAUAUUGCCGGUGGAUUGCUGUACUUUCUCAUGUGCCUGAAGAAACCGCUCAUUCCGCUCCACAUUCAGGCUCUCGUUUUGGAUCCGGACAACAGGAGCGUCAACCCGGAAGUGGUCGCGCAGGACGCCCUCGGAUUGAUAAUGCAGGAAGUUGCCGGAAGACAGCUGAGACUCGUCCAGCACAUCCUGGAUCUGCUGCACCACGUCCUCAAGUACACGCCGACAGACGAAUUGGCCGGUUGCAACGUGCCCAUCUCAAUGAUGCCCGUCUUUUUCAAUCUUCAGGCUGAACACAUCUCGCAGUGGCGGAGGGUGGCCACCAUCUUCGUGGAGUUGAUCCGUUACGCACCGCAGCAGCUCAACAUCCAGAGCAACGUCGAGCCGACCAACAAUCUGAUCAUACAAAAUUUGGCGCGCGACGAGCACUUCGGCAGAGCGAACAAUUUCAUCCUGCAACGGCUCGACGAUAUGAGCGUGGUGCUGCGAAGAUACAUUGCAAGAACAGAUAACAGAGGAGACGCCACCUGCUUGGAAGUAUACGAACACCGGAUAAGGACCAAUAUUCAAGCGCACAGAUCGAAUUGUAUUUGAAAUCAAUAAAUUAGUUAAUAAUAAUUAAAAUAAGAAAGGUUUUUCAUGAGUAACUGAAACAAUCACGGAGACUGACUCCUUUCGAAUGGGCGCGAAU